This is a messenger RNA of Neogale vison (American mink), 2513 nucleotides long. RefSeq names its product toll like receptor 10 (gene TLR10). Lineage: Eukaryota; Metazoa; Chordata; Mammalia; Carnivora; Mustelidae. Gene Ontology annotation, molecular function: lipopeptide binding; transmembrane signaling receptor activity; Toll-like receptor 2 binding. The record is from RefSeq and is a predicted model, not a curated record. Gene Ontology annotation, cellular component: membrane. Gene Ontology annotation, biological process: cellular response to bacterial lipopeptide; immune response; toll-like receptor signaling pathway.
CAAGAUUUCAUAAUCAAGCUUCAAUGCUCAGCACUAGUUGUGUACUAGUUUGCUAAGGCUAAUGUAAAAAAAAAAAAAAAAAAAAAAAGGACUACAACUUGAGUGGCCUAACCAACAGAAAUGUAUUAACUCACAGUUCUGGAAGCUUGAAAUCCAAUAUUAGGGUGUGAGCAGGGUUAGUGCCUUUUGAGGGGUGGGAAGGAAAGAGCUGUUCUAGGCCUCGUCUCCUUGGCUUAUAGAUGACCAUCUAUAGACGACAGAUAUGGGAGCACAUCUGUCCAUUCCUUCUGUACGGCACUCGACGUUGGGGUUUCCUUUCACUGGUUGCCGCUUAAACCUGGUCAGUCCUUCUACCCAGAAUGGUGGCUUCCAUCAUGGUGGCAUGUGUAUAUAUUUUGGCAUGGUAGAAAGAAAUGGAAACUGCUUUCAUCAUUAUUGCUGUUAUUUGGAAGUGAUCCAGAUUGCUUUUGCCACCAACCUGAAGACAUAUGGCCCCAUAAGGACUGAAACCAUUCUGUUCAUUUCUGUGUUUUGGACCUUCCAUGUACACAGGAUUGAAAAGUCUUCCUCAUUAUGAAGAAGAUAGCCUGCCCAUCUUAAACACAACAAAACUUCACAUUGUUUUACCAAUGAACACAAAUUUCUGGGUUCUUUUGCGUGAUGGGAUCAGGACCUCAAAAGUACUAGAAAUGACAAAUAUAGAUGGCAAAAGCCAACUUGCAAGUUAUGAAACUCAACAAAAUCUUACUUUAGAGGAUUCCAAGACCUCUAUUCUAUUACUUAAUAAAGUUGAUUUACUCUGGGAUGACCUUCUCCUACUCUUCCAGUUUAUUUGGCACACAUCAAUAGAAUGCUUCCAAAUCCAACAUCUGACUUUUGGAGGCAAGGUUUAUCUUGACCACAAUUCAUUUGAUUACUCAAAGACUGUAAUGAGAACUAUGAAAUUGGAGCACGUACAAUUCGGAGUUUUUUCUGUUCCACCGGAGAGGGUCUACUUGAUUUUUACCAAAAUGGAUAUAGAAAACCUGACUAUAUCAGAUGCACAAAUGCCUCACGUGCUGUUUCCUGUUUAUCCUACAAGAUUCCAGUAUUUAAAUUUUGCUAAUAAUAUCUUAACAGAUGACCUGUUUAAGCAACCUAUCCAGUUGCCUCAUUUGAAAACUCUCAUUCUGAAGGGCAAUAAAUUGGAGAUGCUUGCUUUAGUGGGUUUCUUUGCCAGCAACACAUCCUUGAAGCACUUAGAUCUGAGCCAGAAUCUGUUACAACAUGAAAAUUGCUUUUGGCCAGAAACCUUGAUCACUAUGAACCUGUCUUCCAACGGAUUUGCUGAUUCUGUUUUCAGGUGCUUGCCCAGAAGUAUUCAAAUACUUGACCUGAAUAAUAACAAAAUUCAAACUGUCCCUAAAGACGUUAUUCAUCUGAAGUCUUUGCAAGAGCUGAAUCUUGCAUUUAAUUUUCUCACUGAUCUUCCUGGGUGUAGUCAUUUCAGAAAACUCUCAAUUCUGAACAUUGAAAUGAACUUAAUUCUGAGCCCAUCUCUGGAUUUUUUUCAGAGUUGUCAGGAAGUUAAGACUCUGAAUGCAAGAAGAAAUCCAUUCUGGUGUACUUGUAAAUUAAGAGAUUUCAUCCAGCUUGAAAAGUAUUCAGAGGGCAUGAUGAUUGGAUGGUCAGAUUCGUACAUCUGUGAAUACCCUUUGAAUCUAAAGGGGACUCAGUUAAAGGAUGUUCAUCUUCCUGAAUUAUCUUGCAACACAGCUCUGUUGAUUGCCACCAUUGUGGUUAUCAUGCUAGUUCUGGGGAUGGCUGUGGUCUUCUGCUGCUUCUACUUUGAUCUGCCCUGGUAUCUCAGGAUGCUGGGUCAGUGGACACAGACACUGCAGAGGAUUAGAAAGACGAGUCAAGAAUAACUCAAGAGAAAUGUCCAGUUCCAUGUGUUUAUUUCGUACAGUGAACAUGAUUCUAUGUGGGUGAAGCAUGAAUUAAUCCCCAAUCUAGAGAAAGAAGAGAAAUUGAUUUGCCUCCAUGAGGGACACUUUGACCCUGGCAAGAGUAUUACUGAAAAUAUCAAGAACUGCCUUGAGAAAAGCUGUAAGCCCAUCUUUGUUUUGUCUCCCAAAUUUGUCCAGAGUGAGUGGUGCCAUUAUGAACUCUACUUUGCCCACCACAGGCUCUUCCAUGAAAACUCCGAUUAUGUCAUGUUUAUCUUACUGGAACCCAUUCCACUCUACUGCAUUCCUACCAGGUAUCCUAAGCUGAAAGCACUUCUGGGAAAGAAAGCAUACUUGGAAUGGCCCAAGAAUAGGCGUAAAUGUGGACUUUUUUGGGCAAAUCUUCGAGCUGCUAUUAAUGUUAAUUUAUUAGAAACCAGAGAGAUGUGUGAACUACAGACAUUCGUGGAGCUAAAUGAAAUUCGAGGUUCUGCAAUCUCUCUGAUAAGAACAGACUGCCUCUCUUCCCCUGAAAAAAGUGCAGGGGAAAUUGGGGCCUGCAUACAUUGUCAGGAUAGAAGUUGA